Messenger RNA from Pseudovirgaria hyperparasitica, 1092 nucleotides. RefSeq lists its product as uncharacterized. The transcript has 2 exons. Gene Ontology annotation, cellular component: mitochondrion. The record is from RefSeq and is a predicted model, not a curated record. NCBI's taxonomy places the organism in Eukaryota, Fungi, Ascomycota, Dothideomycetes, Acrospermales, Acrospermaceae. Gene Ontology annotation, biological process: mRNA processing. The coding region runs from base 1 to 1092 and encodes 363 amino acids.
AUGCUCGCCCCAGCUUUGCGGAGGAUUGUCCAGCCAGCAUGCGCCGCCUGCUCUACUCCUACGCAAUCUGUUAGCCGCGCAACAGGCCUUACCAUCACCGCUACUACGCAAGCUCUUACCCAUCGGCCACUCCACCAGCGCCGACACUCAUCUUCGAAGGCCUCCUCACCUCCAGAUGAGGAUUCUAAAGCAGUCCCGGGUCCCAGUCAGCCUGCGAAGAGCUCAGCCUCGGGCAAGACGACAGUAAAGAGUUCUGCUGGUCGCGGUCGACCCAGAAAGGCUCUUUCGCCGUCUCACAACAUCCCCAAAGUCCCGUCAACGACACACUUGGAGAGAAUUGAUGUGCACACGUCAUCGUGCUUCGCCAUGCACCGACCGAUAUCGGUGACGACGCCUUUCCCUCCUGCAUCUUCCCUCGAAUCUUUCAAUUCUCUAUUCGACGCGAAACCAACCAAUUUUUCUGACGUAAUAUAUACCCUCAACGACGUCGUGGAAUCGCUAGAAGCUGCGGGCCAGUUCAAGGAAGAAGUGGACCUACGUGAACCUCAGAUGCAAGCAUAUGGCCCCAGUGGGGCACAUAUGGGAGCGCCUCUGACUACUGCUGAACUGGAACAACUGCUUGUGCAAUGUGUCCCGUUUCGGCCACCACCUCCGCCUGUUCCAGUAGAAGUGCCCCAUAAGGCCAAGAGCGCAUCUCGAGUACAACCUGCGCUGCGAGGUCCUCCCAAGCAAAAGUCAUGGAGCGUCAACGUUAAUGUGACUGAGUCGACAGACUCUGCUGGACGACGAACAUGGACUUUCGCGGCAUCUGAGCCAAAAGCAGUCGAUGGCGUCGAUCCCGUUACAGAAUCGUCCGCAGCCACUGACACUACGCAUUCACGCAGAGUUGCCAAUCAGCCAUUUCUUCGACGUAUGUAUGCUCGCUCCCAAGAUAGACAAGCAUAUCUCCAGACUCUGGGCUUGAGACUAAGGCCUAAGAUGCAUCUCAUCAGCGUGAAGCGGCAACGAAAGAUCAAGAUGAAGAAGCACAAGUACAAGAAGCUUAGAAAGCGCACGAGAAUUGAGCGACUGAAGCUUGCUGCGCGGCAUUGA